Penicillium oxalicum is the source of this 1638-nucleotide messenger RNA. RefSeq lists its product as uncharacterized. The transcript is spliced from 2 exons. Lineage: Eukaryota; Fungi; Ascomycota; Eurotiomycetes; Eurotiales; Aspergillaceae. The coding region runs from base 1 to 1638 and encodes 545 amino acids. The record is from RefSeq and is a predicted model, not a curated record.
AUGAUUGAUGAAAACCUUCCUACGUUCUUUCUCAAGAGCAAUGCCAAAAACACGCACCAGAGUCCAAUCUACUACCGUCAGAAUGGAAACGAGGCUGAACCCGCCUACAACCUCCGGCAUCUGGAUCCGAGCCUCCCCACAUCCAAGAACCAUUACGGCGUCGCCCUCUACGAUCCCUAUGUGCCGGAUAUUGUUUAUGGUGAAGUCGCCGUGACUCCAGAAUGGACCCAACCGACCCUAUCUGCCGAUGUCAUCCGCGCAAAUGGAGGCGUCGUGCCGCCUCCCGAGCCCAUCCUCCCGACCGAGUUUACCGUUCAGCUCUACAAUCCCGACCAGCAGAUCGUGAUCAAACACAAGUCCAAGUCGUGGAAUAAGCCGGCGCGAUGGGAGUUUGAGAUGCCCCAGCGCACCUUCAGGGUGCCAUCUAGCUCGACCCUCGACCAGACCCAGAGUGAUCCCGCAGCGGCGGACAUCACCCCCAAGCUGCGGUUCAGCUGGCGCAAGGACGGCAAGCUCUCAAAGGAUCUGUCUUGUCUGUUGCAUGGGAAAUCCACCACCAUCCCGGACACGCGGACCAAGACUCGGGAACCGGAUAUCACAGUGGCAUUGUUUCAGGGCCUUCGGGAGCUGACCCUCUACGAGCCCAAUUUAUAUCGGGUGGAGAUGGAGGAUUUCAAGGGUCUUGAGGUGGUCUUGUUGCUUGCAGCUGUAGCGAUUCGGGAUAUUUUCUUUGGCUCAGUGAAGGAGACCUUUCACAUUGUCGCGGGCUCCCCUUCUGCCAUUCCUAGUAGUUCCGGUAGACCCGCGAUCGGAGGCGUCUCCGGUCAGAAAAUCCCUGGAGCCCAGGAUUCAUCAUCUUUACCCUCGUCAUCAUCCCCCAAAUCGGGCGUGAAAGUUGGCGCCGGUGCCAAUAGGAGACCCUCACCACCACGGCUGGUCAUUCCUCAGUCCUCGUCAUCCGCCACUCCGGCCCGUCCUGGACAAGACACCCAAGUCAUGAAAGAAGAGCAACGGACACAAGAGCUCCUGGAGGCAGAGAAACGCGCCUCCGAAGAAGCCCAGCGCCAGCGACAAGCCGAGAUUGAUGCUGAAACAGUGCGUCUUCAGCAAUUAUACGGUCAAGAGGAACAACAAGUGCGCGCUAGAAUCCAGUCCAACAGCAAUACCCAUGUCCAUCACACAGACGACGUUCCCUCCGAGCGCCCGCUUUUACCAGCUCGUCAAACGGGCCCGUCGAGAUCGUCUCACAGCCACACAAGCUCUUACUCGUACAUCCCCCCGGCACAAUCCCAGCGACGUCCACAAAAUGCUUCAUCUACGAGGUUGAAUGGCCCAUACAUGCCCGGCUCUGUGGCCGCGGGACUUGAUCCCCGAGCUCAAUCCACAAUCAAUCUCAUGCCCCCUCGAACCCAGCCCACAAGACCUCAAUCGACAGUGGGACUCCCCCAAUUUUCUAAUGGGACCCAGGCGCCAGGUGGAAGACCGCAGCAGCCGCAGACACAGCCGCAGCAGCAGCAGCAGCAGCGGCCCAACCUGGCACCGAAGAAAAGUAGUCUCUUUGGCUUCUUGCGGCAGAAGGAAGAGGGCCCAUCGAAGCCGAGGAACAAGUUGGACAAAAAACGAAGCUCGAUGUUUUAA